AUGCCUCGAUUCCUCCUCAAUCGGCCGUUUCUAGCUGCCGCCAUCGCAAUAUGCACCGUCCUCUACCUGUCUUUCUUCUCGCUGCAGCGCCUGGACUGGCCUCUCAACCUGUUCGACAACAACAGCGACCGACAGGUUGAGACGUUCGAUUUCCAGGACAUAGCCGACGAAAAGCGAUGCUUCGACCGGGGUGCGGCGUCAUCCUCCACGCCCAUCCCCAAUGUUGUCCACGCCAUUUGGCUGAACAACCCCAAUAUGACUUUUAUCAGCUACCUUGCCCUCCGAUCGGCGCUAAUCUCUCUCAGGCCCGACAAGCUGAAACUGCACUACACCGCCUCGUUCAACGAGGAUAAUGUCUGGUUCCAGAAACUGCGCAACAAUCUCACGCUCGUCUACCACGACUUGGCCGCGGAAUACCCGGAGCAGCUCCGGCAGCAGUGGCAGGUGACACAUCUCGCGGACGCGCUCCGGCUGGACGUCAUCCGCCAGGAAGGCGGUAUCUACAUGGACAUGGACGUGAUCGUGCUCCGCUCGUUUGACAAUCUGCGGCACUGCGAGAGGGACGUCCUGCUGGGGUACGAGGGCGGGGACCGCCACGGGCUGUGCAACGCCAUCAUCGUCGGGCGCCAGAACGCAUCGUUCAUCCGGCGCUGGAUCGACAGCUACAGCGAUUUCGACAGCAAGAAAUGGAACUACCACUCGGUGAUUCUGCCAAAGGAACUCGCGCAGGAGCAUCCUGACGAGAUCUGUCCGCUGUCGCCGACGGCCUUCUUCUGGCCGACGUGGACGGAGAAGCAUAUCCGCUAUAUGCACGAGCCUAUUAGCGAGGCCGAAGCGAGGGACCUCGAGAGGACGAUGGACGCUAAUGGCGGCGGGCUUAACACUACAUACUCAGUGGACCUUCAUAGUUCAUUCCGACAAAAGGAAGGGACUGGCCAGUCAUAG
This is a messenger RNA of Rasamsonia emersonii CBS 393.64, 945 nucleotides long. RefSeq lists its product as uncharacterized. Lineage: Eukaryota; Fungi; Ascomycota; Eurotiomycetes; Eurotiales; Trichocomaceae. The record is from RefSeq and is a predicted model, not a curated record. Bases 1 to 945 code for a protein of 314 amino acids. The transcript has 3 exons.